CGGAGCGCGCCCGGCCGCGCGCCGCCCGACGCCAGCGCCCACGGCCCCGCACGUCGGACAGCUCGGGCGCAGCGCGUCCCGCCGAGCGCAGCAGGACCCACACGCCAUGCGCGUCCCAACAGGCUGCUGAGCGCGGGCGGCGAUGUCGGGGCGCGGGGCUGCGGGCUCCGGUCGGGGGCUGCUGCUAGCGCUGCUGCCGGCGCUCGGCGCGCUGCCGCGGGUGCGGGGCGUCGAGGAGGGGCCUGGCAGCGCGCACGGACACAGCCAGGGUUUCCAGGUGGUCACCUUCGAGUGGCUCCAUGUCCAGGACCCGUACAUCAUUGCGCUGUGGAUCCUCGUGGCCAGCUUGGCCAAGAUCGGUUUCCAUCUGUCGCACAAGGUCACCAGCGUCGUCCCCGAGAGCGCGCUGCUCAUCGUCUUGGGCCUGGUGCUGGGCGGCAUCGUCUGGGCCGCUGACCACAUCGCCUCCUUCACGCUGACGCCCACCGUCUUCUUCUUCUACCUGCUGCCCCCCAUCGUGCUGGACGCCGGCUACUUCAUGCCCAAUCGGCUCUUCUUUGGGAACCUGGGCACCAUCCUGCUGUAUGCCGUCGUCGGCACCGUGUGGAACGCGGCGACCACCGGACUGUCCCUCUACGGCGUCUUCCUCAGCGGCCUGAUGGGGGACCUGAACGUCGGACUGCUGGACUUCCUCCUGUUCGGCAGCCUGAUCGCCGCCGUGGACCCGGUGGCUGUCCUGGCCGUGUUCGAGGAGGUGCACGUCAACGAGGUCCUGUUCAUCAUCGUCUUCGGGGAGUCGCUGCUGAACGACGCCGUCACUGUGGUCCUCUACAACGUGUUUGAAUCUUUCGUGACGCUGGGUGGUGACAAGGUGACUGGCGUGGAUUGCGUGAAAGGCAUAGUGUCCUUCUUCGUGGUGAGCCUGGGCGGCACGCUGGUGGGGGUUGUCUUCGCCUUCCUGCUCUCGCUGGUGACGCGCUUCACCAAGCACGUGCGCAUCAUCGAGCCGGGCUUCGUGUUUGUCAUCUCCUACCUGUCCUACCUCACAUCCGAGAUGCUGUCGCUGUCCGCCAUCCUGGCCAUCACCUUCUGCGGCAUCUGCUGCCAGAAGUACGUGAAGGCCAACAUCUCAGAGCAGUCGGCCACCACCGUGCGCUACACCAUGAAGAUGCUGGCCAGCGGGGCCGAGACCAUCAUCUUCAUGUUCCUGGGCAUCUCGGCCGUGAACCCCCUCAUCUGGAAGUGGAACACGGCCUUUGUGCUCCUGACCCUGGUCUUCAUCUCUGUGUACCGGGCUGUUGGUGUCGUCCUGCAGACCUGGGUCCUGAACCGGUACCGGAUGGUGCAGCUGGAGAUCAUAGACCAGGUGGUCAUGUCCUACGGCGGCCUGCGUGGGGCCGUGGCCUUCGCUCUGGUCGUCCUCCUGGAUGAGAAGAAGGUGAAGGAGAGGGACCUGUUUGUCAGCACGACCCUCAUUGUGGUCUUCUUCACGGUUAUCUUCCAGGGCCUGACCAUCAAGCCCCUGGUGCAGUGGCUGAAGGUGAAGAGGAGCGAACAUCGGGAGCCCAAACUCAACGAGAAGCUGCACGGCCGGGCUUUCGACCACAUCCUCUCAGCCAUCGAGGACAUAUCGGGGCAAAUUGGACACAACUACCUCCGCGAUAAGUGGUCCAACUUUGAUAGGAAAUUCCUCAGCAAAAUCCUCAUGAGACGGUCGGCACAGAAGUCUCGAGAUCGGAUCCUGAAUGUUUUCCACGAGCUCAACUUGAAAGACGCUAUCAGCUAUGUGGCUGAGGGAGAGCGCCGUGGGUCCCUGGCCUUCAUCCGUUCCCCCAGCACCGACAACAUGGUCAACGUGGACUUCAGCACACCACGGCCCUCAACCGUGGAGGCCUCUGUCUCCUACCUCCUGAGGGAGAACGUGAGUGCGGUGUGCCUGGACAUGCAGUCGCUGGAACAGAGGAGGAGGAGCAUCCGUGACACGGAGGACACGGUCGCGCACCACACCCUGCAGCAGUACCUGUACAAGCCUCGGCAGGAGUACAAGCAUCUCUACAGUCGGCACGAGCUGACCCCAAAUGAAGACGAGAAGCAGGACAAGGAGAUCUUCCACAGGACCAUGCGGAAGCGCCUGGAGUCCUUCAAGUCCGCCAAGCUGGGCAUCAACCCGAACAAGAAGGCGGCAAAGCUCUACAAGAGGGAGCGCGCCCAGAAACGGAGAAACAGCAGCAUUCCCAAUGGGAAACUGCCCCUGGAGAGCCCCAUGAACAAUUUCACCAUUAAGGAGAAAGAUUUGGAACUUUCAGACCCCGAGGAGGCCCCGGACUAUGGUGCUGAAAUGGGUGGGGGGAUCGAGUUCCUGGCAAACAUCACACAAGACACCACGGCCACAGACUCCCCGUCAGGAAUUGACAACCCCGUGUUCUCCCCGGAUGAGGACCUGAGCAUCCUCUCCAGGGUGCCACCCUGGCUGUCCCCUGGGGAGACGGUGGUGCCCUCCCAGAGGGCGCGUGUGCAGAUCCCCUGCUCUCCAGGCAACUUCCGCCGCCUGGGGCCCUUCCGCCUCAGCAACAAGUCCGUGGACUCCUUUCUGCAGGCUGAUGGCCCCGAGGAGCAGCCCCACACGACCCUCCCUGAGUCCACGCACAUGUGACACGGGCUCCGACGUGCCGCUGACCGGACGCUCGUCCCCUCCCGCCGCCGAGAAGCCCCCGCUCCCCGCGCGGUCCCCGCGCCCGCGCGCCCUGAGCCCGGCCGCGCCCGCCGACGGCCCGCCCGCCGAGGCCCCGCCCACCGGCGCCCCGCCCACCGCCCCGCCCGACCGCGAGCCCGGCGCCGGGCCGGAGCGCCGCGGGCUCCCGGGCGCGCAUGCGCGGUCGGCGGCGGCGCGCCGCGUGCACAGCCGUCGCUCUUUCCAGCGGCCCCGCGCGCGCCGCCGCCCCGCGCUACUGAAGCUCGCGUCCCUGCAGCCCUCGUGCCACGCGCCACCGCACGCGCUGGAGCAGGAGGAGACGCCGCUGUGACGCCCUGGCCCCGGGGUCUCCCGCGGCCGGGGUCUAGGUGAGGGUUUAGAAUCCGUCCCGGGGGACCGCGUGUGCCACCGGGCCUGACCCUCGGAAUUCCCGGGAGCCACCUGCAGAGAGGCCCCUGUGGGCGACGGAGGGGACCGUGGCAGAGCCUCUUCCUGCUGCCGCGCGGUCUGGGCCCGUGCCUUUGCCCGGACACUCGGCCGUGGGUCCUACUGGGCGCCUGCCCCGGUUUUGAACCCAGCCGGCCCUUGUGUGUUACUGUCAGCCCUGACUUAGCCUCAGGAAGGGCCCUGGGUCCCCAGAAGUGGGCUCCGUGUUCGAGGUCUUGCCGUUUUGUGUCCACGCUCUCAUCUGCACUGCCAGGGACACGGAGACUGGGUGCCCGCCCAGGAUUCCUGGCUCUCACCCCCAGGGAGGCAGGAGCCCAGGUUCCAGGAGCAAUCUGCGGCCGAGGGGCCGGCCCUGUGUGCUGUCCUAGCGUACACUUUCUGGUUCUCUGAACUACCUGUCACCUUAGGGACACCUUAGGUACAACUGCAGACACGUUUGUCCUUUUUGUGUUGUAACUUCCAGAGCUCAGCACGGGCCUGACUCUGGCCCAGGCAUCAGUGUGGCAGCCCCUGGGUUCCAGGUGUUACCCCAUGCCCAAACACCUGGUCUCUGGCCUUAGUUGUCCCACCUGCUGCAAGGAGAUGGCCGGGCCGUCCGAAGGUUGCACUGGCCAUGUGGGCAGGUCUACACAGCUCCAGCUGAAUGCAGGGAGCCUUCACAUAGCAAGCAGCUUACUGGGGCCAGGGCCAGGUGGGGCGGGGACCUGCUGUUUCAUGGAGAGCCAAGGGACUUGGAGCAGGGCUCAGACCUUCAUAGGACCUCUGGGCCUACCCUGAGAAUGCUGUAGCACAGACCCCUUCUCAACCCCUCCAGGGUCUCAGGGACAUGGCCUUGGGCAGAGCUGCACCCUCCCCCGCCCCCCGAUCCUCUGGAGGGAGACCACUGUCUGGCUGUCCUGUGGGGGGAGCAGAUGAGAGGGUGCGGUGAGGUGGCUGCCACAGUGAUCCAGGAGAGGCCCUCAUCCGUCCUUGCCUGUUGCUCAGACAGGGUUUUGUGGGAGGAAGAGGUAAUAAAGAUCAGAGGGAUGAGGGCCUUCAGACGGACACUCCUAGAAGCUCUUCUAAAGAAGCCCAGCUCAGCCCUGCUCAGGAGAGAGAGUGCUGCACUGUGACUGAGUUCUGUUGAUGCAAAUUGUCACAGCCAUCACGGGCGAGGCCUGAUAGCUCUCCAGUGUUUUCAUAGUGCACACUGAGACCCUGGCGAGAAAGUGUGCGAUCUGCUGUUCAUACCUUUGCUGUUGAGAAAUACAAGGGACAGUCACUGGGGCAUCUGCUCAGCAGCACAAAGCUCUUGACCCUGAGAGCAGAUCUGCCCAUCGCCUAAGUCACACACACAGGUGGGGAGGGGGGCGGGUUUCGUAGUUCUUCCCCACACUGUGCAACCAUUCUGACCCACUCCGUGAGCACAGAAUCCAGCCAUUAUCGGGGCCACAAAACCUGCCGGUUAGUGACCCGACAGACUGCCCCCAGGCCAGCCUGGUCACCAAGCCACAGCAUCCAAGCACACCUCCAGGAAGGCGUCCACUGCAGCCAGGUCAGACUAGGGCCCGCCGCCUAGGGCGCCCCAGGAAGAGUCCGCAGCCCAGCUGGUCCGGCAUCUCGCUGCCUUAACCACUCACCUGGAUCACUGGACCUGGACCCCAUGCCCCACUGCAGAGCUAGAGGCUGAGCCAGGGAGAGCGGCUCACAGGCAUGUCCUUCAACCCCAGAAAGAGUAAACCCAGGGUCUUGAGGCUCAGCUCUCAGCUGGUGUUUUCUGUCCUGGAUGGGCCCAGGGCCGAGUGCAGCCCUAGAGGAGCUGCAGUUCCAGGUGGGAAAGCUCCCAGCAGAGCCCCACAUGCCAGUGCUCCUGAGAGCUGUGGUGUUUCCUCCGUGGACAGCCUUACACAGGCUUGUGAUGUGGACACACUUCAUAAAUGAGAACCCUAGCUACUCUUGUCAUUGUAAAACAGAAUGUAAACAAAGUCUCAUGAAUGUAUUUCCUUAGGAAAACUGUUGUAAAACUUUUUAUUAUAAAAGAAUUCCUAUUUAUUUAACGCUGAACUUUGGCCUACUUUCUGGUAGACUGUAAAGAACACAAAGAUAGGAGUUGCUCUUUCACUUGUGUUUUCUUGAGAAUGAUUUUGUCACAGUGCUUAUAUACUGUGUGCCAGUGAGUCGUCAUCUGUCGUGAAAGGAGAUUUAAAGAAUUUCAUUGGAACUUGAUAUGUUAAGUUAGGAGUGGUGUAAAUUGCAUAUGUUAAUUUUAUGAAUGUAAUCUUCGUCAAAUUUUGUGAAUGUAAUCUUUGUCAAAUUUUGUGUAAUUGUGAUCACAGAACAAUGUGCCUUACAGCGUUGGGCAUGCUGGGCAGGGGCCCCGCCCAGACCCUGUCACACCCACAUGAUCUGGUCUAUUAAAGAUGUUUUAAGGCGGAGCGCCUGGGUGGGUCAGUGGGUUAAAGCCUCUGCCUUCAGCUUGGGUCAUGGUUUCAGGGUCCUGGGAUUGAGCCCACAACAGGCUCUCUGCUCAGCAAGGAGCCUGCCUCC
This is a messenger RNA of Lutra lutra (Eurasian river otter), 5665 nucleotides long. RefSeq names its product solute carrier family 9 member A3 (gene SLC9A3). NCBI's taxonomy places the organism in Eukaryota, Metazoa, Chordata, Mammalia, Carnivora, Mustelidae. Gene Ontology annotation, biological process: sodium ion transport; proton transmembrane transport; regulation of pH. Gene Ontology annotation, cellular component: brush border membrane; apical plasma membrane. The record is from RefSeq and is a predicted model, not a curated record. Gene Ontology annotation, molecular function: sodium:proton antiporter activity. The transcript has 17 exons. Bases 143 to 2653 code for a protein of 836 amino acids.